UGACCCACUCCUUUCUCUUUGCUCCGUGGCAUGUUGCAACACAAGCUACUCACAGCGGCUGGUUUUCUCUCUAUCCCGCGGCUGUGAGCACCGACAUGAAUGGACAAAGACAGGAGUAGGGCCAACGGGAUGUUGAGUGAGCGGAUCCAACGAGUGAUUCGUGGCUUCAGAAGUGUCCAAGCCACAGAGGUCACCUCGAGUCAGAAAUGUUCCAGUGCAGUGAUCGUCUGGUGGAUUCACACAGGAUCAAUGUAUGAAGUCUUGGAAGCCCUAGAUCUUCAUAGUAAAAUGACAUAAAUGUUCUUCGAAAUCUCCAUGAGGAUGUGCAAAGGCAUGUCACUGGUGAUGUGAUCUGAGGGGAGAGGGAAUGCAGACUCGUCAGCUAUAGCGUGUAUGUGAGCGUGAUGCCCAGGCGGGGGUUGCCGCUCCAGGGCCGGGCCCGUUGGCUCUUUCUGGGGCUCUUCCUGCUGCUGGUGCUGCUGCUGUUCGCAUACCUGCUGGAGUGCACCCCUCCGGCGGACGUCAGCCUGGCCCUGCCCGGCCUCGCCGGAGAGGCCUACGGGAAGGAGUAUUACCAGGCCCUGCUGCAGGAGCAGGAGGAGCGCCACCUGAACCGCGCCGCCAGUCUCAAGCGGCAGAUCGCCCAGCUCAAGCAGGAGCUGCAGGAGAUGAGCGAGAAGCUGAAGCUGCUGCAGGACAAGAGGGAGCCGCCGGGGGUGCAGGGCCUGGCCGAGGCCAAAGACCAAGAGCCGGGGGACCUGCUGGAGUACCUGCACUCUCAGAUCGACAAGGCUGAGGUCAACACGGGGGCACGGCUGCCCAGCGAGUACGCCCUGGUGCCCUUUGAGAGUUUCACUUCGUCCAAGGUGUAUCAGCUGGAGAUGGGGCUGACUCGGCACCCGGAGGAGAAACCGGUGCGCAAAGACCGCAGGGACGAGCUGGUGGAGGCCGUCGAAGCCGCACUGGACAUCAUCAACAACCCGGACGAGGAGGACGGCGUUGAUGACGACAUGCCGAUGCAGAGACAAACCUACACAGAGGGUCACUUUAUCGAGGGACUGUACAGGACGGAGCGAGACAAAGGGACGCUAUACGAGCUCUUCUUCGCCAAAGAGGAUUCCAGCAGCUUCCGUCACGUCACGCUCUUCAGGCCCUUCGGUCCCUUGAUGAAAGUCAGGAGCAUGUCCGUGGAUACGUCGGGAAUGAUUAUCAACAUCAUUGUGCCGCUGGCGGGCAGAGUGGAAACGUUCUCACAGUUCUUACACAACUUCAGGGAGGUGUGCAUUCAGCAGGACAGACGCGUGCACCUCACAGUGGUGUAUUUUGGACAGGAAGGUCGACAGGAGGCAAAGGCAUCGCUGGAAAAAAUGUCACGGGAGGAGAACUUCUCCAAUUACACUCUGAUCCCAGUGGACGAGGAGUUUUCAAGAGGUCGGGGUCUGGACAUCGGAGCCCAUGCCUGGAAGAAAGGCGACGUCUUGAUGUUCUUCUGCGAUGUUGACAUCCAUUUCACGCUGGAGUUCCUGAACGCCUGUCGUCUCCAGGCUGCUCCAAACAAGAAGGUCUUCUAUCCAGUGGUGUUCAGUCUGUACAAUCCCGCCAUAGUCUAUGGGAAUUUGGAGCUGGCUCCACCUAUUGAACUCCAACUGAUUCACAAAAAGGAUGCUGGAUUCUGGAGAGAUUUUGGGUUCGGAAUGACGUGUCAGUAUCGGUCAGAUUUCCUAAAUAUUGGAGGGUUCGACCUCGAAGUGAAAGGCUGGGGUGUGGAAGACGUCCACUUGUACCGGAAGUAUCUCCGGAGCGACCUGAUAGUCAUGCGGACUCCAGUGUCGGGCCUUUUCCACCUGUGGCACGAGAAGCAGUGUGCGGACGAGCUGACGCCCGAGCAGUACCGCAUGUGCAUCCAGUCCAAAGCCAUGAACGAGGCAUCCCACUCUCACCUGGGCAUGCUGGUUUUCCGCGAGGAGAUCGAGGCUCACCUACGCAAGCAGGCCUUCAAGACUCAGGGCAAGGCGGAAGACUGAGCGAGCCUCCGACGCACCUGACGUCAUUCCGGUGUUAAGACUGUGAUGUGCUGACAAUAUGGACGUGAAUACAGCAAAGACACGUUUACACGGAUCCUUCUGCAUUUCACCGCGCAGAUGUAGACAAAUGAAUGUACAGAAACGAGCCUUGAUCAAAUUUCAAACUCUCACUGGAGCCUGACAGCCAGAUCGAAAGUACACGAUCGAGUUGGUAAUAUUUAACCUGCUGAAGGAAAAUUUACACACAUAGAACGAGCAAUACAUCUCUUUAGGAUUCAGGCGGGACGUUUCAUUUUACAUUUUGCAGUCAUUUCAGUUCGCAUGCAAAACCUUCCAGCUUCAUCCAGUUUCUUCACCACAUCCUACACCUUCUCUGCUGCAGAAGUACCGUUUCACUGCUGAAUGUGAAUGUGUGGAAAAACAAGGUCAGACCAACCAGCCAUCAGUGGCGAGUGGAAAAGCAAAAAGUCACAAAAUGCUGACAUGUCUAAAUUAAAAACCGAGUCAUUUGCUGCAGACAAAAGGAAUAGUAAGAAGUUGCACUUCCUCAAAAUGAAAAUUUAUAAAGUCAGUUAACCUCUAGUGAUUCUAAACUUUAUCUUUAGAUCCAAGCAAUAUUUCACAAUCCAGUAAAGUAUUAGCAGGUGUUUAUGGAGCCAUAUUGUUAUGUUGGUGUUUUAUAUUUGUAUAUUACACAGUAUGUUCUGGUCGUUUCAGACGUGGUAACAAAAAAGGGACCUUUUCUUUGUGUUUUAUGUGACAGACAAGUCACUAUCUAACUUUUUCAUCUUUGCUGAUGACGGUUGUGUGAUCAGUCCAUGCAUGUUGAUGAAUUAGUUAAAGAGCCAUGGAGCAAAGAUCUGCUUACAGCAUGAUGCAGCGCUGCGAUGUCAGGACUCUGACGACCAGCGUUAUUGUCCAAGACAUUGGUCACCCGCAGCACUAUGAUUCCUAAUACUGGACUGAGAUUGAAUGUAAAUACUUUUCUAAUACACUUUUCCUUUGUAUCAUACAUGUGACGUGUGUGUGUGGAUACUUAUGUCAUACGUGCCUAAAUUGACGGGACACGUUGAAGAAACUGUUUUGGAAAAUGUUUGAAAAUGUGUUGACGGCUGUAGGUUUGUUAAUUUUAUUAGACGUUUUACAGCUGAAGAGUCAAGAUGUCAGGUAGAAGGUGACAAGAAAGCGGGUUGUUCUCACAUCUCAUCCUGUACUUAUUUUUAAUCAACCUUUUUUUUUUUUUACAGGUAUUACAGCUUUUUGUAGUCAGUGUCCGUGCCCUGCAGGAGAAACGUUCUACUUCCCUCUCGGCAGACGCCACAAUUCAAACGGCAAGAACUUGCGCAAGGAAAAUGAUUUAUUUGACAUUUUGGCCAUGAAAUCAAAUUUCUGCAUUAACUGCUGCUAUGUCAUUUCUGCAGUUGCCAUUUGAUUCAUUGAUACACACUUUCUGUAAACUUGACCAGUUCUAUAAUUUAUACUAUAAAAAGUUAAUAAACACGUCAAGUGUCUCUA
Molecule: messenger RNA, 3539 nt
Organism: Scophthalmus maximus (turbot)
Lineage: Eukaryota; Metazoa; Chordata; Actinopteri; Pleuronectiformes; Scophthalmidae
Gene: csgalnact2
Product: chondroitin sulfate N-acetylgalactosaminyltransferase 2
Exons: 9
Coding region: 405-2024 (539 amino acids)
Cellular component (GO): Golgi cisterna membrane
Molecular function (GO): glucuronosyl-N-acetylgalactosaminyl-proteoglycan 4-beta-N-acetylgalactosaminyltransferase activity
Source: RefSeq, a predicted model, not a curated record